Molecule: messenger RNA, 679 nt
Organism: Debaryomyces tyrocola
Lineage: Eukaryota; Fungi; Ascomycota; Pichiomycetes; Serinales; Debaryomycetaceae
Source: the annotation of a GenBank genome assembly
AUGACCAGAACUUCUGUCUUAGCUGAUGCUUUAAACUCCAUUAACAACGCCGAAAAGACCGGUAAACGUCAAGUUUUAAUCAGACCUUCCUCCAAGGUCAUCAUCAAGUUCUUGACUGUUAUGCAAAAACAUGGUAUGUUUUGACUGCUUCGAUUGUAACAACACAUUACAACCCCCUCCUUUAUAUCUCUAGCCCCGGAUUGAUAACUGGAUGGAUUGAUCGGUGUUCAGUCCCUUUCUGUCUUUUAAGUAUUCGGAAAAGCAAAGUCUGAAGAAACAUUCCUGGUUUUGGUAUUGCCUUAUUUAUAGGGUACCUAUUAUCUCAAUCGUUUGUUUUUUCCCCGACAUUUUAUCUUUCUCUAAUCUAAUGUGUUGUGUGUUUUAUCCUUGUGACAAAACAAUUUACUAACAGAAACUAGGUUACAUUGGUGAAUUUGAAUAUAUUGAUGACCACAGAUCCGGUAAGAUUGUCGUUCAAUUGAACGGUAGAUUAAACAAGUGUGGUGUUAUCUCUCCAAGAUUCAACGUCAAGGUUGGUGACAUGGAAAGAUGGACUGACAACUUGUUACCAGCCAGACAAUUCGGUUAUGUCAUUUUAACUACUUCUGCUGGUAUUAUGGACCACGAAGAAGCUAGAAGAAAGCACGUUGCUGGUAAGAUCUUGGGUUUCGUUUAUUAG